This is a messenger RNA of Oncorhynchus gorbuscha (pink salmon), 2524 nucleotides long. RefSeq names its product WD repeat domain 54 (gene wdr54). NCBI's taxonomy places the organism in Eukaryota, Metazoa, Chordata, Actinopteri, Salmoniformes, Salmonidae. Gene Ontology annotation, biological process: ubiquitin recycling; proteasome-mediated ubiquitin-dependent protein catabolic process. Gene Ontology annotation, cellular component: cytoplasm; nucleus. The record is from RefSeq and is a predicted model, not a curated record. The coding region runs from base 698 to 1708 and encodes 336 amino acids. The transcript has 10 exons. Gene Ontology annotation, molecular function: ubiquitin binding.
UCCUCGCUAAAUGAAAUGCAAUCUAUUUAGCACUUGUUGAUGAAUGAAUAAUGUAACAUAGAAUAUUGCUAACUGUAUUUGUCUAGCAGAAUAUAUGAUAGAAGCUAACGUUAGUUCACAAUACGGUAUUCUGUUCGACAAUACUUGCCUCCAAGCUUAGGCUUUGCUUGCAGUAGCUAGCCAACGUUAGCUAGCUAGCGUAAGAAAGAUGAAUAGACUUAAAGGCGAAUUUAGCUAACUAUUUAUGUUUGCUGAAUUGCAUUACAUUAGCUAACUAACUACAUUUUGCUUAAUUGCAUUACAUUAGCUAACUAACUACAUUUUGCUGAAUUGCAUUACAUUAGCUAACUAACUUAGUUCCUAAUUGAUGUAACGUAUCAGUUAGGUAAUUUAGCCGGCAAUGGCGAGACUGAACUAGAUGGCUUCUAACGUCUUCCAAUUCAUAGGAGUGCAUGUCAAGCUGAUUAGCUAUACAGCUAGCUUGAUUCAAGGGCCCAGUGUGGCAUGGUCAAAAAUCAUUUGGAUGACUAACGUUAGCUGGCUAGUAGGUCAGCAUGUUUGCUGAACUUGCUCAAUGAGAAUGAUCUUCACGUUGGGCAACAUUAUUCUAGCUGCCAUUGUGUUUUUUGAAUUGUCGUCAUUAAGUACACUAUUUGCACUCUCCCUUUUUACCCAAUUGAAUUGAUAAGAUUGAAAGAUGUACCACAAAGAGAAAAGCAUUCAGAUGAAAAGCAGUGCGUCUGCGCUAUACAACAACCUGAGCGUGCUGCGCAUAGCCCCGCGGAGCCUGACCUAUUUCACAGUGGUACACGCCAACAUGGUCAAUAUGGUCAGUGCUUCUUGGGACGGACUCAACUACUCCCACCGCCAGCUGCAGUCCAAAGAGGCCAACGUAGCUACCAGCUCCUCCCUCAUCAUGCAGGCAGCCUGGUGUGUCCUCCCAUCUCGUGACAUCCUGGUGCUCACCUCUCAGAAAGGCAUCCAGAUGUAUGAGUCGGAUGGAUCCAUAAUGGUAUACUGGCAUGCACUGGACACGCCUGAAACCCAAACAGCUCAGGCAGUGUUUGCUCGAGGGAUUGCAGCAGUGCGGGAAAAAUACAUCUGUGUGGGCAUCUCGUCUGGCUCUAUGCUGGUGUUUGACGUCCCAAUUAAAGGCAGUAACAUCACCCUCUCGGAGGUGCUGGAUGAGCACAAGGAGUCCAUCACGGAUUUGGCCUCAGAAUGUUCCGGUAGCCUGGAGUGCAUUGCAGACAUGGUGAGUGCUGACGACUCUGGCAAUCUCUGUGUGUGGAAGUCAGGAGAGGACUUCCAGCUGCUCAACAAGAUCCCUGGUUUCGAUAUGAGCUGCUCCUCAGUGAAGCUGUGGAAGGGAACCGUGGUGGCAGGCUAUGGCACAGGGCAGAUCCGUCUCUACGAGGCCGUGACAGGGAUCGUCCACGCAGAGGUCAACGCCCACGCACGCUGGAUCUACUCCUUGGACAUCGCCCCCUUCUCUGGCCUGCUUCUUUCUGCUGCUGAGGACUCUCUGGUUAGAGUGUGGCAUCUGACCAUGACCCCAGAGACUAACAGUGUGGAGAUCGUUCACAUGUAUAACGAAUGUGUGACAGACACCCAGAUCUGCGGGGCUAAGUUCUGCGAUGGGGACGGCUACGCCUUCGCUGUGACGGGCUACGACCUGAGUGAGAUCAUCCGCUACACACAGGUCUAACAGCAGUAGAUGUGUGUGAGUGUGUGUGAGGUUGACAUGAGACCGGAGUGUGUCAGCUCAGCAGUAUCUCUGUUGGGGAGUGUGUGACAAAAGAGAAGCCUACAGCAGGAAACAUCUGCCUGAUAGACCAUGCAGCAUCGAAUUCCACCAGAUCAAUGGUCUACAGAGAGACUGAAAGCCUAUGAAGGUUAACUCAGAAGCAAACGAGGGCUGUGACCCCAUCUCCAUUUACUAUGACCUAACUAGAGGACAUGAUACAGUAUGUAUGUCUACAGCGUCUCUCCCAUGGAUAUAAUAACUUUGGUCCAGAGGUCAGAUAGAAGAAUGUUGUCUCUAUCAAGUAGUUUCCUACAUAUCAAUGCACGAAAGGAAAAGUGAUACAUCUUACGAUAUAUGAGGAGAAAGAUGAUUUGUAGUGCGAUGUGACCUUGUAUAUUUUGACUGAUCACAUACUGGCUUAUGCUGACACGUUUCCUCUGUGUUGAGUAUUGGGGUGUGUGUGUGUGCGUGUGUGAGUAACGGACCAUGAAACUACAGAUGAGUGUGUAUAAAUCUGUUUUACAGGUUUAAAAUGAAGGGAGCAGGCUAUACUGUAACGACGUAGGGUUGCUGACAGCAGCACUAGUCCUCAGGUGUCUCAGUAUAUCAUUGUUGCAAGUAUUUACAACGUGUAUGGUAAUGUAGGUCGUUCAGCAUUCAGUUUGGAAAUGUAACAUUCCUUUGACUUAGUAAGUCUUGAAUAUUAUUAUUGUACAGCAUCACUGUAUAAAUGUACUGUAACUAUGAAUGAACUUGACAAUAAAUAUUUAUUGUAGA